This is a messenger RNA of Caenorhabditis angaria, 1327 nucleotides long. NCBI's taxonomy places the organism in Eukaryota, Metazoa, Nematoda, Chromadorea, Rhabditida, Rhabditidae. The record is from the annotation of a GenBank genome assembly.
AUGGAAUUUGAAAAUGCGCUAACAUUUCAACAAGAAACCGCUCUUCAAAUGUUGCUCAGAUUAGGUGCCGAUGAAUUUUUUCUAACUACUAAAUUGGCGAGUUUGAAUAAUGUGGUUCGGUUGAAAAUUGGACGGAUUUAUGAGAUUGAUGGAGAGGAAAUGAGCGGGAAAAGUCAGGUAAUUUUUGAACAUUUUGAGACUGAAAAAAUUCUGCUCAUAAUUAAAAAUUUCCCUAAUUUUUAUUUUGAUCCACUCCUUCCCCCUUUGUUUUUUAUUGAUGAAAUUUUCAAUAACUCACCGAAAAUUGCAGAUUUCCAGUCAUUUCAAGAAAGUUGAAAACGAGAAAUGAAAUUUUAAAAAUAAAAUUAUCACGUUGAAAAAAAUGAUUUUUAAAGUGUAGAUUGGGUCAAACUAGACUCUAGCCUAGAAGAUUUGCCACGUGAACCUUUUCCAACGCUGAAAUAAUUCGAAAAAAUCAUUUCUCGUUUCAAAUUCUCUCGAAAAAAAAAACUGUGUUUUUCGCAGAUCUGCUAUUCAAUCGCAGCCAAAUUUCUCGCCACCAAAAAAUCGUCAAAAAUCGCCUGGAUUUCUGCAAUUCCACUUCGAACUGAUUUAUUGAUUAAACAUUUAGAUAUGCAGGUACAGUAUCUCUCAAUUUUUCGCCGUGAAAUUAAUUUUUCAGUCCGAAAACCUGGAUCGUAUAAUCUGCAAUUACCCGGAAAAUAUUGGCAAAUUAGUGGGACAACUUGAGUGGAUUCGAAAAUUUCGCGAGAUUUUGAAAAUUCAAUUGAUUUUUGUGGAAAACAUUGAUGCACUUUUACAUGAUACAACUUAUGAAGGAUGGGAUUUGGGUAUGAGUUUGUUUGUUUUUUUUUUUUGACUGGGAUUGACAUCAAUAUUAGCCCUGAAGUACUGUAUUUAUUGCCGCCAAAAUGUUCUGUGAAAAAUUAGAUUUUCAGGUCGAAGUCAUCAAUUUGAAAUUGUGGAUCGAUUAAAUAAAAUAGCAAAACUCGGAGUUACUGUAGUCAUUACAAAUCAUGUUGUGAGUAUAUUUUGCUCCAAAAUUUCGAAAUAUAAAUAUUUUUUGCAGUCGAAAUGGCGUGGUUAUCCAUCUCCAGCAUUGGGCAAUUUUUGGGCUUCUCAAAUCAAUAAUCGAUUUUUUAUCGAGAAAAAUGAACAUGUUUAUACAAUAUCAACUAUCGUAAGAGAGUUAAUUAAUUGAAAUUCGAAUUAAUUAAUUUUUUUGCAGAGAAAUGGUGAAUCUCAAGCUGUUAGAGCCUCGUUUGAAAUUGGAGAUAGAGGAAUUUCAGAUCUCAUUCUAAGCUGA